Silurus meridionalis is the source of this 3300-nucleotide messenger RNA. It is a transcript of the gene tbl3, whose product is annotated as transducin beta like 3. The transcript is spliced from 23 exons. The coding region runs from base 313 to 3051 and encodes 912 amino acids. Gene Ontology annotation, cellular component: small-subunit processome; nucleolus; 90S preribosome. NCBI's taxonomy places the organism in Eukaryota, Metazoa, Chordata, Actinopteri, Siluriformes, Siluridae. Gene Ontology annotation, biological process: endonucleolytic cleavage in 5'-ETS of tricistronic rRNA transcript (SSU-rRNA, 5.8S rRNA, LSU-rRNA); endonucleolytic cleavage to generate mature 5'-end of SSU-rRNA from (SSU-rRNA, 5.8S rRNA, LSU-rRNA). The record is from RefSeq and is a predicted model, not a curated record. Gene Ontology annotation, molecular function: protein binding; U3 snoRNA binding.
GCGAAUUUCACCGAUUCCUUAGCAAAGUGUUUAAUAAAUUCGUAAAUAACAAUACAAUAGAUGUGUUAUUGAUUAAACAAACAAUAUAUCAAAUAUAUUAAAACAUUAACUGGAAGAUAGGUUGUUUCCUUAGGAAGUGAGCGAGUUUUGUAUUUCGGUGACGUCAUAUUUUCGCGACGCUGCCCAGUCGGAACACAUGUAGAGUGCGUGAUGGAGAAUGUGCUCAGUUGAAGUAGGAAUGCUGUAACUUGAAAUAUAUAAUAAUUAAUUAAGGUUUUCUUACAAAAAAGGGGGUUCUAGAAGCUUGUGGCCAUGGCAGGCAACACUAUGCGGUUUAAAACGAACUAUACUGUCUCCAGCAAAAUCGAGCCUUUCUACAAGGGAGGGAAAGUCCAGAUAAGCCACGACGAAAAGCACAUCUUUUGCAUCUCUGGGCCACGAGUGAACAUUUUGCAGAUUUCCACUGGCAAAAUUGUUCACAGUAUUGAACAGGAUGAUCAGGAAGACAUCAGCUCGUUCUCUCUCAGCCCUGACGAUGAGAUACUGGUGACUGCCAGCAGGGCCCUGCUGCUGAAGCAGUGGGACUGGAAGCAAGAAAAGUGCACUCGCUCAUGGAAGGCGAUUCAUAGCGUGCCUGUGGCCAGCAUGACUUUCGAUUGCACCUCUACUCUUUUGGCAACUGGGGGUUGUGAUGGCACUAUAAAGCUGUGGGAUGUAGUCAAACAGUACUGCACACACAACCUAAAGGGCUCAUCUGGGGUUGUUCAUUUGGUCCAGUUCCAUCCAGAUAUCAGUCUGUUGCAGCUCUUCUCUUCCUCCAUGGAGUGUGGAAUCCGCAUUUGGGACCUGCGUACCAGCAAGUGCAUCUGUGUAUUGGAAAGCCACUUCAGCACUGUCACAUCACUGGCCUUUUCCCUUGAUGGUCACACACUUAUCAGCUCUGGACGCGACAAAAUCUGCACUGUGUGGGACCUGAAAGAGAGGAAAGUAAAAAGAACUGUUCCUGUGUAUGAGGCUGUAGAGGGAGUAGUCAUUCUCCCAGAAAAGGAGGAUUACUCUAAGCUUGGUGUGAAAAGUAAAGAGCUACACUUUGUCACUGCUGGCUCUAAAGGUGUGCUGAGGGUGUGGGAGUCGAGCUCGGCUCGGUGUGUGUUCACCCAGACGCUACCAGAUGCUGCAGUGUCCCAGUCAGUUCAGGAAGACGGGGAUCCUCUCAGCUUGAUGUACUGCCUGUUACUGCCUCUUUGCAACCGCCUGGCUAUAGUCACUGCUGAGCACAACAUCCUGUUCUACCAGCUACCGUCCCUCACUGUGCAGCAGCAGUUCGUGGGCUAUAAUGAUGAUAUCUUGGAUGUGAGGUUCCUGGGAAAAGAGGACAGUCACAUCGUAGUGGCUACAAACAGCUCGCAACUCAAGGUGUUUGAGCUGGCCACCAACAGCUGCCAAAUUCUCUAUGGACACACAGACACUGUCCUAUCACUGGAUGUGUUUAGGAAACGUUGCACAUUUGCAAGCUGUGCCAAGGAUAAUUCUGUGCGGGUGUGGAAGAUGGACCCAGUGACUGGUCACGUACAGUGUGUGGCUGAGGGCCAUGGCCACUCCAAUGCCGUAGGCUCCGUUUCCUGCUCCAGGUUAAAGAAGGCCUUCUUGGUGUCUGGCAGUCAAGACUGCACUAUUAAAUUAUGGGAUCUGCCUGAUAUUCUUCCUGGUCUGGGCGACGAGCCAGCCCAGCUUACUGCUCGGAUCACUGAAAAGGCUCACGAUAAAGAUGUAAACAGUGUGGCUGUCUCGCCCAACGACAAGCUGCUGGCUUCAGGUUCCCAGGACCGCACGGCUAAGUUGUGGUCUCUGGCUGACAUGAGUCUGCUCGGAGUGUUCCGAGGUCAUCGGCGAGGCGUCUGGUGUGUGCAGUUUUCCCCUGUGGACCAAGUGCUGGCCAGUGCCUCAGCUGAUGGUACAAUCAAGCUCUGGGGUCUUCAUGACUUUAGUUGCCUCAAGACGUUUGAAGGACACGACGCCUCUGUGCUAAAGAUAAUAUUUGUCAGCCGAGGCACUCAGAUAGUCUCUGGUGGUUCUGACGGUCUUGUGAAGCUCUGGACCAUUAAGACCAAUGAGUGUGUGAAGACCUUUGAUGCACACCAGGACAAAGUGUGGGCUUUGCACAGCAACAGCAGCGAUGACCUGAUAGUCACCGGAUCUGCUGACUCCAAUAUCACCCUGUGGAAGGAUGUCACAGAGGAGGAGCUAGCAGAGGAGCAGGCAAAGCAAGAAGAUCAAAUUCUAAAGCAGCAGGAGCUCUCCAAUCUACUUCAUGAGAAGAACUUUUUGAAGGCUCUGGGCAUAGCCAUCUCACUGGAUCAACCUCAUACUGUGUUUCGAGUCAUUAAAGAAAUCCAGCAAGAGGAAGAGGCUGGGCAGCAUCUGGAGAAAACCAUCCUUAGACUACGUCAGGACCAGAAGGAGUCACUGCUGAGAUACUGUGUGAUAUGGAACAUGAAUUCACGGAGCUGUCUGAGCGCCCAGGCAGUAUUACAGGUGCUGCUGACGCACUUAAGCCCUGACGAGCUGCUGCAGUUCCAGGGGGCGCGCACUCAUCUAGAGGGCCUCAUUCCAUAUACUGAGAGACACAUGCAGAGGAUUGGCCGUCUGCUCCAGUCCUCCAUGUUCUUAAAUUACAUGUGGCAGAAGAUGCGGGUGACGGGAAGCAAAGACAGUGGUGAACUACAGGAAGAAGAGAUGGACACCAGCUCUCAGGGCAUAUUUAUACAAGAACGGCAGCCAGGGAAGGAAAUAGCAGGCAGACAGCAGGAUAAUGUCGACGACAGCGAUGAGGAAGCAGACAGCAGCAAAGAAAGUUCGGAGAACGACGACAAUGACAGUGUCAGCGCCUUAAAAGGUGUUCAGACCAAAGCCAGGGGGGUGAAUGGGGUCAAAAACAGGGGUCCUGUAUCCACUGAAGAGAGCUCAGAUGAUGAAGAUGUGGACAUUCCCACAGUUUCUUCGGGCAAGGCUACAGUGUCCCCUUCUUAUAUUCUGUCAAAUGCAAGCUGAUCGCUAUGGCAUCAAAAGUCAUAGUCUUUUUAUAUAGUACUGAAAGGUGUGUGUGCGUGUGCUGGCUGAGAGCAAGCAGAAUGCAUGGUCUCUCAGUGGACAGCUGGUAAUAGCCUGUACAUCAUCUUAUUAAAUGUACUAUUAUAAAGGAAUGCUUAGCUUUUUAUAUGAUGUGUCACAUAGAAAAAAGUAACUUGUGCUCUUUGUUAUUGUCUCUGAGAAUUUUAAAUAAAUCUUCAGGUUUAAAAA